AUGGACCAUUUGCGCAAAUCGAACGAAGAAUUGGACAAGUUCUUGAAGGAGCGCCCCAACCAGAAGGAGCUCGUUGAAAAGAACAUCCUCAAAGACCCCAAGAUCGCCCCUGCUCUGCAACACCAUGCUGAAGAACUCAAGCGUGCUAAGUUGGAGACGGCCUUGGCCCACAAGAUCGAGAACCGCCCUCCCGCCUCAGAGUUGAUCGACCACAACAUUUUGCAUGCUUCGCACGUGGCGCCUGCUCUCCAGGGCAAGGAGGCAGACUUGAAGAGGUCACAGCUCGAGGAUGUCCUGAACCACAAGAUUCAGGAGCGCCCAGCCCCAGAAACUCUCGUCGAGAAGCACAUCCUCGAGGGUCAGGUGGUGUAA
Molecule: messenger RNA, 372 nt
Organism: Linnemannia hyalina
Lineage: Eukaryota; Fungi; Mortierellomycota; Mortierellomycetes; Mortierellales; Mortierellaceae
Source: the annotation of a GenBank genome assembly